AACAUGAAAACAUAUACAUAAAAAAAUGUUGGUCGGCGCAUGCGCAGUGUCUUAAAGCUAGAUAUCGAUGGGUAGCAAAACUCGACAGCACACACCGGUCUGCUGUGUUUACUGUGUUGAGUGUGUCUGUAGUGUUUACGAGUGAGUUAUUGUUUUGUGGAGGGUCUGUAUGUUUAUAAAUGUGUGUUAUGAGUGAGUUUAUCGCAGUAAACGCUAUUAUGUGGAUGUGAGUGGAGUUUGUUGAAGGUGUGCAGCAGUCUGAGAGAGAGAGGGAGAGAUGGCGGGGUCUCUGCUGGAGUAUGAGACUGAGAUGUUUCUGAGUCUGUUCAGCUCGGACGGGCUGCUGGUUUGUGCUGAAGGUCUGGGGAUUGACCGGAUUCUGUUGCAGUUUAUGAAGGUUUACUCUGAGGAGGGGAGUCUAGUCCUGCUGCUCAACACCACGAUUCCUGAACAGGAAUACUUCACAGAGCAGUUGAGAGCAGAAGGAGUGAGUCAUCUUCCCCAGACCGUGACCAGUGACGUUCAGAGCAGUGAGCGCUACAAUGUCUACACUCAGGGAGGUGUCCUGUUCGUCACCAGCCGCAUCUUGGUUGUCGACUUCCUCACUGACAAGAUCCCUGCACACCUCAUCUCAGGAAUUCUGGUCUACCGUGCUCAUAAGAUCAUUGAGUCCUGCCAAGAGGCCUUCAUUCUCAGACUGUACCGGCAAAAGAACAAGACUGGCUUCAUCAAGGCUUUCACUGACAAGGCCACAGCUUUCUCCACCGGCUUUUGUCAAGUUGAGCGAGUUAUGAGGAACCUUUUUGUGAAGAAACUCUUUCUCUGGCCCAGGUUCCAGGCCUCUGUGAACACGGUGCUGGAAAGACACAAGCCUGAUGUGGUGGAGCUGCACGUGUCUCUGACUCCAGCUAUGAGGACCAUCCAGAGCUCCAUUCUGGAUAUAAUGAAUGCCUGCCUGAAAGAGCUCAAGCGCUACAAUCCAACACUGGAGGCGGAGGACCUCUCUCUUGAGAACACGCUUGGCAAUGCCUUUGAAAAAACGAUUCGGCAUUACCUUGACCCCCUGUGGCAUCAGCUGGGGGUUAAGACCAAAUCUCUGGUGCAGGAUCUGAAGAUUCUACGCACCCUGCUGCUCUACCUCACCCAAUACGACUGUGUCACAUUCCUCAACCUGCUCGAGUCCCUGCGCUCCAGCCAGAAGAACUUUGGCAGUAACUCAGGGUGGCUGUUCCUGGACUCGAGCACUUCUAUGUUUGUGAAUGCCCGCAGCCGCGUGUAUCGCAUUCCGGAGUCAAAAAAGAAGCUUAAAGUGGGUGAAGUGGACCAGAAAACAAGUGCCUCCGCCCCUUUGAAAAGAGAGCUUGUGCUGGAGAAAAACCCAAAGUGGGAAGCUUUGACAGAAGUUCUCCAAGAAAUCGAGAAGGAAAACAGCAGCUCUGAACAUGAACCAGGUCGUGUGCUGAUAUGUGCUAGUGAUGACCGGACGUGUGCUCAGCUAAAGGAGUAUAUUCAGAGUGGAGCAGACGCUCUACUCAGUCGUCUUUACUUUCGCACAAUUGGGAAAGAUGAGCCUCCACCAGCACUAGAUAAAGCUAAAACAGGUAGCGGCUGGUCCAGGAAGGAUGCUGGGAAAUCCUCUAAAGGCAAAAAGCCGAAAGCCAAACCUGCCAAACCCAAAGCAAAGAAACAGAGAGCGUCCCUGACCCUCACGCAAAUGGUGGGGCAUGAAAAAGACGGUGAAAUGGAACAGAUGGGCAGCAGUGGGGAUGAGGGAGGACCUGAAGACAUGGAGGAGGAAGAGGCAGAAGAGGAAGAAGAAAUACUUCUGAAUCUUUCCUCAGAUUUCUACUACGGCAUUCUGAAGGAGCCCUUGACCGUUAUUCAUCCACUGAAAGGGUGCACUGACCCGUACAGUCUGACACGAGUGCUGCAGGAAGUGGAGCCCAUGUUUGUGGUGCUGUAUGAUGCUGAGCUCAGCUUUGUGCGCCAGCUGGAGGUUUACAAAGCCAGCAGGCCAGGAAAACCUCUCAGGGUGUAUUUUCUCAUCUAUGGUGGCUCAACAGAAGAGCAGAAGUAUCUGACAGCCCUGUGUAAAGAGAAACAAGCAUUCGAACAUCUGAUAAGGGAAAAGGCCACAAUGGUGGUUCCAGAGGAAAGAGAAGGCAGAGAGGACACAAACCUGGACCUGGUCCGCAACCCAGAACCUGCUAAUGCUACCACCAACACUCGCAAAGCAGGUGGACAGGAGGUGGUGAAGGAGCCGUCUCGAGUUAUCGUUGAUAUGAGGGAGUUCCGCAGCGAGCUCCCGUCACUGCUGCACCGGCGAGGGCUGGAUAUCGAGCCCGUAACGCUGGAGGUGGGUGAUUACAUCCUAACAUCUGAGAUCUGCGUGGAAAGAAAAAGUGUGAGCGACCUGAUUGGCUCGCUGCAGAGCGGUCGCCUGUACACUCAGUGCCUCUCAAUGAACCGCUACUACCGCAGACCCGUGCUACUCAUCGAGUUUGAUCCGGCCAAGCCUUUCUCUCUGGUAGCUCGCAGCGACCUGCGGCAGGAGAUUUCAGCCAAUGACAUCACCUCCAAACUGACCCUCCUCACCCUGCAUUUCCCCCGCCUCAGACUGCUGUGGUGUCCCUCCCCGCACGCCACUGCGGAGCUCUUUCAGGAGCUGAAGCGUGGCCGUCCUGAACCAGACGCCGAAGUCGCCCAGGCCAUCACAGCAGAGUCGGACACGGUGGAGGAAUCUGCUGAUCUUUACAACCCCGGGCCUUAUGACCUGCUGCUGCGCAUGCCCGGAGUCAAUGUCAAAAACUUCAGGGGGCUCAUCAAACACGCAGCCAGCCUGGCUGAGCUGCUCACUCUGAGCCAGGAGAAGCUUACUGACAUUCUGGGCAGCAGCAGCAAUGCCAGGCAACUGUACGAGUUCUUACACAACACCAUGGAUGUAGCUUCAGUUCAGAAGAACAAGAACACUUCAAAGUGACAAAACGAGGACAGUCAUGUAAUCUAAAACCUGUGUCAGGCCUUCAUACAUGAAUUGUGCCUUAGAGGAGAACUGAAGAGGACUUGGAUUAUUGUGAAAUGUAAUAACGAGUAUGAACUUUUAUUGAAUAGCCCACCUUCAUCCACCCUCUAGCAUUCUGCAAUACAGCACUUUUAGCUGGGGCUCCCAACAGGCUUACAAUGCUAGUGAUAGGGACAUAGCAUUGUAUAUGCAAAGAAAUCACUAUUUUUACACCAUUAACAAGCUCAAAGUAGCUCCACACUUCAUUGGUACAAUACAAUUAAUUUUGCGAUCUAUUCAUUUUAAGAUAGGAGAGCAGAAGAAUCAUCUCAAGGUACUGUGUGUGUGUGUAUAAACAGUCUUAUUUAAUAAAGUACUUGUGCACUUUCAAAGUUCUCAGUGCCACUUUUUUAAUGUCAGGGCCCUUAGAAUUCUACCACUGAAGUGUGAGCUUGUUAAAGGUGUAAAAAUAGUGAUUUCUCAGCAUGGGUAAUGCUAUGCCUCUAUCACUAGCAUUGUAAGCCUGUUGGAAGCACCUGCUGAAAGCGCUGUAUUUUGGAAUGCUGGGGGUGAAUGGAGGUGGGUUAUUCAACAAAGUUUGUACAUGAUAUAAUGUUUCAAUACACCAUUUUACACCAUAUUUCUCCUUUAAAUUAAGUAUGAAUCUAAUAUUGUUUUCAUAAAUGUGCUUUUUUUAA
This is a messenger RNA of Astyanax mexicanus (Mexican tetra), 3699 nucleotides long. It is a transcript of the gene ercc4, whose product is annotated as excision repair cross-complementation group 4. Bases 278 to 2980 code for a protein of 900 amino acids. Gene Ontology annotation, molecular function: single-stranded DNA endonuclease activity; damaged DNA binding; single-stranded DNA binding. Gene Ontology annotation, cellular component: nucleotide-excision repair factor 1 complex. Lineage: Eukaryota; Metazoa; Chordata; Actinopteri; Characiformes; Acestrorhamphidae. The transcript has 11 exons. The record is from RefSeq and is a predicted model, not a curated record. Gene Ontology annotation, biological process: resolution of meiotic recombination intermediates; nucleotide-excision repair involved in interstrand cross-link repair; double-strand break repair via homologous recombination.